GAAAAUCGCCUUCAUGGUUGCGCUGGGGCUGGUGACCACGGAGCGCCUGGNAGAGAUCCAGAGCAAGCGCCAGGAGCGCAAGAGAAGAAGCACAGCCAACCCCGCCUACAGCGGCCCCCUGGAGGCAGAGAGGAAGCGGCUGGCCCCCAACUAUCUCAACACCCCGCUGGUCCUCACGGCCCGAGCCAAUGAGGACCCCUGCUGGAAGGCCUUAACGAAAGACGAAGGCGCGCCCUGGACGGGGAUGCUGGCCAUCGUUCACUCCUGCGUCGCCCACAAGACAGUCAAGGAAGAGGAGAAGCAGAAGCUGCGGCGGCGGGGCGGCGAGCUGCGGAGCGAGCACCGGCAGCUGCAGGAGCGGGACCGGCGUCUGGCCUCGGCCCUGCAGAAAUGCCUGGAGCUUAAGACGAGCCUGCUGGCCCGGCAGCGGGGCGCCCAGUCCUCCCUGGACCGCCUGCGGGCCCUCCUGAGACUGAUCCGGGGCGAGCAGAGGCUGCAGGUCACCAUGGCAACCGCCAGCCCCGGCCCGCUGCUAGCCGGGCCCUGGACCAAGUCCGCGGCGGCAGCCCUGCGCGCUCACUCCGUCCUCCCGCACCCCCCGGGCCACAACUGACCCCCGACCCGUCUAGCACCCUCGGAAAGCCCCGGGCCCUGUUUGAGGCCUGGGGUCUGUCAGCCUUAAUCCACAAGCACUAUGAAUUCAGACAGAAGUGGACCAGACAGACAGCUGAAGGAAGUGGGGGCGGGGCGGGGCAUCCCAGAGCUGGGGCCAGUUGGGAUGGAGGUCUGUGCCCGCACUGCAGAGGGGCCAGUCUGUGCCCGCAGCCAGGCGGCCAGCCCGGUGGCGGCGAGCUGCCCGGGCCUCCGGCUUCUGGGCAAGGCUAUCUCCACGCCCCCGUGCUCCCUGAACCCCCAGGGUCCCAGGCAGAGUUCCUGGGGGCCAGGAAGAUGGCCCUGCCGUGGCGGGGCAGAGGCAAGCCCUCCCCGCUAUCCGUGGAAGGGGCAGCGGCCAGCAGACCUGUAGCUGAGUAGUAGAGGUAGUUGGGGGCCGCGGGGAGCGAGUCUGGGUGGGGCGGAGGAGCUGCUCCGAGUACCUGUCCGGCCCAGCCAGCACUGGGGGCCACGCCCGCCUGUCAGUAUUAUUAGCAGGAAGAGCGGCAGUUUGCCUGAGCGGCUCUGCUGAGGCCUUCCUGGGUGCUGCGGGCCUCCGCGGCCCCUGCCUCCUGCCCACCCCGGCUCCUUUGCGGGCCACGUCUUGUUCUCACAGAGCCCGGGGCAGGGGGUUGGUUGGGGGUUUGCUGUGGCGCCCCUGGCUGCCAGCCUCGCCUCCCCCACUCCCCCUUUCUCGCCAGCACAAACACUAUGCCAAAAAUAACUCUACCUUUGUAUGGUGUUUCCACUGUGAGGUGUUUAAUGUGAAGGGGGCGCCUGCUGGGCUCCCCCGCCUCGGGUGGUCUCUGCUGCCGGGCGGUGGGGACCCUCCCCCGCAGGUGCCAAAAUGGAGCGGCCCAGGGGCGUGGGCACUGGGCCGCCUGGGAGGCGGGGCCUCUCCCUGGCUCGGCUGGGGGGCGGGGUCU
Condylura cristata (star-nosed mole) is the source of this 1577-nucleotide messenger RNA. RefSeq names its product PHD finger protein 21B (gene PHF21B). Bases 14 to 613 code for a protein of 199 amino acids. NCBI's taxonomy places the organism in Eukaryota, Metazoa, Chordata, Mammalia, Eulipotyphla, Talpidae. The record is from RefSeq and is a predicted model, not a curated record. The transcript has 7 exons.